Bacillus rossius redtenbacheri is the source of this 2631-nucleotide messenger RNA. Its product is annotated as inositol 2-dehydrogenase-like. Gene Ontology annotation, molecular function: oxidoreductase activity; nucleotide binding. The record is from RefSeq and is a predicted model, not a curated record. Bases 178 to 1350 code for a protein of 390 amino acids. Gene Ontology annotation, cellular component: cytoplasm. NCBI's taxonomy places the organism in Eukaryota, Metazoa, Arthropoda, Insecta, Phasmatodea, Bacillidae. The transcript is spliced from 8 exons. Gene Ontology annotation, biological process: NADPH regeneration.
UGCUGCCAACUGCCUGCUGCCAAGGUCGUGGUCUCCGGCGAGCGAGCGCCAGUGUUGUCGCGUCGCAGCCUUGCACACUGCACGGGAGCUCGUGUGUCUGCCGCCCCGCCGUCGCCGAAGCAACUAGCAACUAGCAACUAGCAACUAGCAACAAGCAACAAGCAACAAGCAGCUGCCAUGGCGACCCUCAAGUUCAAGGACCCGUCCCCGUACAAGCUGCCGCCCCCGCAGCCGCAUAGCAGCGACUACGUGUUCGAAGAAUACAACAAAGACCUGUUCCUGAAAACGGAUUCGAGAGGCCUGCAGAAGCCCGUGAACGUAGCCCUUUUUGGGUUGGGCCGAGCAGGAACACUCCAUCUACGGAACCUGUCCUUCAACCCGAGAGCGAAGAUACUCUACAUAGUGGAUGAUAUCGAGGAGAGGAUGCAUUCGUGCAAGAAGUACUGGCGGCUCGAAGGUGCCCAAUGCAUCAAGAUGAGCGAAGCUGACAAGGUGUUCAAUGAUCCAGAACUGGACGCCGUGGUGAUCUCGACGCCCACCUUCACGCACGAGAAGAUAACGCGCCGCGCCCUCGCCAAGGGCAAGUUCGUGUUCUGCGAGAAGCCCGUGGCGCAGGAUCUGGAGACCGCCAAGCGCUGCUACGAGGAGGCGCGGCGCGUCGGCAAGCCGCUCUUCACGGCCUUCAACAGACGUUUCGACCCGUCUUACAGCAACGUGAGGGAACGAGUGCAUUCCGGAGAAGUGGGACACGUUCAGAUCGUGAAGAUCACGAGCAAGGAUUGUAUGCUGGCACCUAUAGAGUACAUGAAGACUUCAGGUGGCAUCUUCACGGACAGCCUGGUGCACGACAUCGACAUGAUGUGCUGGAUGGUGGGCGAGUUCCCGAACCGCGUGGCCGCCAUGGGCUCGGCCAACGUGCCCGAGGUGGGCGCCUUGGACGACUUCGACACGGUGGCCGUCCUGGCCCACUUCCCCAGCGGCACCAUCGGCAUCAUCAACCUCACGCGCAACUCCGACUUCGGCUACGACCAGCGUCUCGAGGUGUUCGGUUCGCGCGGCAUGGUCGCGGCGGGCAACGAGAGGCCGAUGGCGGGAGUUACCGUCCAGCGGGGGUUGAGCGGGGAGGUGCGACACCCCAUCUACUUCACGUUCGCCUCGCGGUACAAGGAGGCGUACCAAAGGGAGAUGGAGCACUUCCUGGACGUCGUGCAAGGGAAGGAAUCAGAGCUGAAGGUUAAGGACUACGAGACGAUGGCCGUCAGCAAGAUCGCUGCAGCUUGCGAGAAGUCGGCCAAGACGGGCACCUUCGUGAACAUCAGCUGGGGCGACGACGAGAUCCCCAAGAACUAACCCGUCACAUUCCCAGACGUCAAGACACGUUAUUUUGACCUUGCAUUGUGUUAGGAGGAUUGUUUUGGUUUUUGGGAAUGAAUUUUUAGUACCCUACUGGAAUCAAUUAUUGUGCGACACAAAAUAAUCCUGUGCGACGGGACAAACUGGGUAAUUCAACCAUCAAUUAGUUCAUUUUGCUUGCUUUUGAAUACUGGUCACGCACAAAAGGAACUUUGAUGUUAAAUAUGUUUUAAAAUUGCAUCUUUUCUUUGACCACGCGUCGCCUGUUAACCAGACAAUUUUCGUUACUGACCCAGGUUAAGAGUUUGGUUCUGACAACAUUAUUUUAAUUUUUAGGAAUAUAUGCAUAUAAGUUUCUGCUUUAAAUUUGUUAUAUAGUUGUUACUUGCAGUAUUUAAUAUUAAAUAUUGAGUAGUUAUUAGUGUAGCUUCAGCAUCAUGGAAUAUUAAUUUUCCCCCAGUAAUUACUAAAUUUUAACAAAUGUUAAAUUUAAUUUUUAAAAGGUAUAAGCUUUACAUAUAAUUGCAUUCGUUUCUAAUAAUAAUUCUUACAAGUGAGUAUUUGAGUGUAUUACAUUAAAUCUCCACUGCAGCAGUUAUAAUAUAUGCAACAUUCUCAGCAAUAGUUAGUUUUUUUUAUAUGAUGAAUUAAUGUCAGUCACUUUAUAAUAAACAGUAAGGCAUGUAAGAUAGUAAAAUUUUGAUACAGUUUAAUCAAAAGCCACGCUUCUUUAGCAAUAUAAACUAAUGAGGCCCAAUCGUUUCAGUAAUUAAGUGCUUAAUGAGUUUUUGAAUAAAUUUUAAUUUAUAAACAUGGAGCGAAAAAAAAGGUGCUUAGCUGUAACUACACUAAAAAUAUUACAUUUGAAUAUUGUACCAGUAUAUUUCAAAUAUAUUUUAAAAGUUUCACAUAUUUUUUAAAACACAAUAAUUAAUAAUUAAUUGCUACUUGUAUGAAUUAUGUAAACAAAUAAUUACUGUGAAAAUAUAUUUUUAAAAUGUGAAAAGACAUAAAUGUUAAACCUCAUGUCUGAAGAGAAGAUAGUGAGUUUUAAAUUAUUAUAAACAGUAAUUUUUUUUAGUAAAUUUGUUUUAUUUUCAGUAACGGAAUGCUUUGUUGUGUAACUAAAGUGCAGUAGAGAAAAAAAACUUUUAGAUAUGAAGGGAGAUGUUAACAGUACAAAUUUGUUACAACUUUAUUCAAAAACAUUAAUUUUUGUAUAAAGAUUAUUGUAAUAAAAAAAAAUUAAAUUUAAAAAAUUUUCCAGUUAAGUUGUAA